Engraulis encrasicolus (European anchovy) is the source of this 4405-nucleotide messenger RNA. RefSeq names its product tetratricopeptide repeat domain 39A (gene ttc39a). NCBI's taxonomy places the organism in Eukaryota, Metazoa, Chordata, Actinopteri, Clupeiformes, Engraulidae. The record is from RefSeq and is a predicted model, not a curated record. Gene Ontology annotation, molecular function: protein binding. The coding region runs from base 199 to 2061 and encodes 620 amino acids. The transcript is spliced from 21 exons.
GGUGAUGAGCGUCGCGUCCCCACACCUCCUUAUCUCACAGUUCAGCUGGUCCUCGCGAAGGAGCAUUCGCUCGUGAUUCACUCGGCCUGUUGUGUCUCGUGCGGAGGGAGUUGUGUCCACCACCUACACAUACGCAUGACACGGUAAAGAUCGGAUACCUGCACCGUUUUGUUGGACAUUCCACGACUGCCGGGUGGAAUGAGUUUUAUCAAAGCUUGGAGACGUAACUCAACGAAAAAUGAGAGUUCAAAGGAUACCCUGCAGGUAAAGGACAUCCCUGAUGGCAACAACUCGCCAACACGGUUGCCUGUCAUUAGCAGUGAGGAGCUGGACCCCGUCAUCACAGACUUUAAGUUACAGUUACCAGACAACAAUGGCGGACUCCCUCCCUCUCCAUCCAAGAGGUCUGAGAAGUCGGAACUGUCUUUGACGCUUGAGGACUGCAUGGUGGCUCUCGACCUGUUCCUGCAAAAUGACUUUGAAGGAGCGUUAUCACGGCUCAAGACCAGGACCAAAGACAGUAUGUACCAUGCGCUGACCUACGCCACCAUCCUGGAGAUGCAGGCCAUGAUGACCUUCAACCCUGAAGACAUCCUGACAGCCGGCAACACCAUGAAAGACGCCCAGGCUGUCUGCCAGAGGUUUAGGAAGAAGUCUACCUUCAACAGCAAAAACUUCACAGAAGAGGAGCUCCAUGCAGAAGUGUGCUAUGCAGAAUGUCUCCUACAGAGGGCAGCGCUCACCUUCCUCCAGGAUGAAAAUAUGAUCAGUUUCAUCAAAGGGGGUAUUAAAGUGAGAAACAGCUACCAGAUAUACAAGGAGCUCCACACAGUUCUCCAGUCCUCGGGUUUCGCCCAAGGCGACAACCACGGUCAUUUUGAGGGAGGGGUGAAGCUGGGAAUCGGGGCCUUCAACCUGAUGCUGUCUCUGCUGCCCACAAGGACACUCAGACUUCUGGAGUUUGUGGGCUUCUCUGGCAACAAGGAGUUUGGUCUGCAUCAGCUGCAGGAGGGGGCGGUGGAUCGCACCUUCAGGUCCUUCCUCUGCAACAUGCUGCUGCUCUGCUACCACACCUUCAUGAGCUUCAUCCUGGGGACGGGGGAGGGGGAUGUGGACGAUGCCGAGAAACUGCUGCAGCCCUAUCUGAAGCAGUACCCCAAGGGAUCAAUCUUUUUGUUCUUCGCUGGCCGAAUAGAGGAAAUCAAAGGAAACCUAGAUGCUGCUAUCAAGCGUUUCGAGGAGUGCUGCGAGGCCCAGCAGCACUGGAAGCAGUUCCAUCACAUGUGCUACUGGGAGCUCAUGUGGUGCUUCACCUACAAGAGGCACUGGAAGAUGGCCUACUUCUACGCAGACCUGCUCAGCAAGGAGAACGCCUGGUCCAAGGCCACAUACGCCUACAUGAAGGCAGCCUACCUCAGCAUGCUGACUCCUGAUGACAGGCUGACGUUUGGUGAAAGUGAGAUCAGCCUCUUCAGGCAAGUUCCUGGACUGAAACAGAAGAUUGCUGGGAAGUCUUUGCCUACCGAAAAGUUUGCUAUCCGGAAAGCUCGGCGGUACAAUGUGGAAAGACCAGUUCCUCUUCCUGCUCCACCUCUGGAGAUGAUGUACAUCUGGAACGGCUACACGGUGAUCGGCAAACACAAGGACCUGACGGAGGGCAUGCUGAAGACCCUGGAUGAGGAACAGCAGAAGCUGGAGACUCACCCAAGGACGGACUUCACCAUCGAUGACCAGUGUGUGAUCAGCCUCCUGAAGGGCCUCUGCCUCAAACACCUGGGGCACUACGAGGAGGCUGAGCACUACUUCACACUCGUCCUCUGCAAUGAGUCGCAGAUCAAGUAUGACCACUACCUGGUUCCCAAUGCGCUGCUGGAGCACGGUCUGCUUUGCCUGGAGCAGGGCCGGAGAGAAGAAGCCGUUAAACUGCUGGAGGCGGCCAAGCAGAACUACAAGAACUACUCCAUGGAGUCGCGGACGCACUUCCGCAUCCAAGCUGCUCUGCACAAAGCCAGGGGUCCCGUGGGGGUGAACGGGGAGAACUCUACACCGACCAGCCCGUAGCCCAGCUAGCCUAACCUAGCCUAGCCUAGCUUAGCUCACCUUAGCUUACCUUCACUAUUAUCUGACUGGAGGUGCAAACGUGGAACCAAGAGAUCUAUCUGGAGGAUGAUGGUGGAAUGAAUGGGCAUGAUGAGCCGCUAUUGUAUACCACUGGAAACAGCCAGACUAGACUGCACUACUAUGGGACUGGCCUCACUUGGUCUGGCCUGGCCUGGCCAUGAUCCUCUCAGAUCAUCUUCAUUUCUGAAGAACUCUCGUUGUCUUUAUCACACCUUCACACACACACACACACACACACACACACACACACACAUACAUGCAAGUACGUACACACAGGCGCGCACGCGCACACACACACACACAUUCUUUCUUUCUUUCUUUCUCUCUCUCUCUCUCUCUCUCUCUCUCUCUCUCUCUCUCUCUCUCUGUCACUCUCUCACUCACUCGCACGCACACACACACACACACACACACACAUACAUCCGGAAUUCUACACGAUUGCAUUCAAAUGUAAAUACGUAACUAAUCAAACAAUGAGUCUAUUAAUCAAUACUUGUAUGCCCCCAUAAGGGAAAUUUUAGCAAGCAGAAAACAGAUCUACUCUCUCACCAAAACCCAUCUGGUCAUUCAGCAGAGCUGAGAGCUUGGCUAGCUGCACAAGCUGUAAAAUUGUGUUGAAUACACACACACACACACACACACACACACACACACACACACACACACACACACACACACACACACACACACACACACACACACACACACACACACACACAGUACAUGCUAAAAAAAUAGAUACACAAUAUCCCUUGGUGAUAUGCAUCAGUGGUGGUGUCCACAGUUACAGUAUGGCGUGGAGUCAGCUCUGCUCAGCAGGUUUGGAUUAGGAUGCACAUGGAUGGGCACGGAGGAAGCUCCACCAGAUCCAUAUGCUCUCCUGCUCCCAUCAACAGUGUAACCUAAUCCCAGUAGCCAUCCACCUACUGUAAUACCGCUACAUAUGCAAUAGCCAAUCAGCUCACAUUAUUACAAAUAUUUAAAGAUGCUUUACCCUUCACCAAACACACACACACACACACACACACACACACACAUACACCAUAUGACUAGAUACACACAAACGCACACACCCAACUUCAUAACUAGGUACUUGUGCAUUGGGAUGUGCAUAAUCGUCCUCCUUAACAAACUCUAGGUACACAUCAACACAUGCGGCCGGCCCACUUCAUCACUAGGUACUGGUGUGGUGGUCUUCACACACUGGCUCAAGAGACUUGGUGUUCUCAUCAUCAACCCACAUUAUUAUGGUCAUUGUGGAUGCUUUACACCAUGGGUGUCAAACACAAGGCCCGAGGGGCGGAUGCGCCCCACUAGAUGGUUUAAUUCGGCCCCACACAUGUAGAGAAAACAAAACUAAGAAUGUCAAAAUAGGAGGUAAAUCUCUAGCUCAUUACAAUAUUUGCUUCAGUUUUGGUCACAGGAGGAAGAACUCUCUUCCUCCUCCUGUGUUGUACAAUACCCAGAACCCACGCACCCACAAGGCCUGGAGUAAUUGACGCGACAUCCUUCCUGACCUAACUGGACCUUCAGUUUUGGUCGCCAUUUACAGUCAAUGAUCCUGAUAUGACCUGUUGUCAUACACCUCGACAUUAUUGACUAGUAAUACGAUUUCAAUUUGAAGCAAAAAUGUGCGCCAUUUCGCAAUAAUGUUACUGGUCCCGCCCCACUUGAGCUAAAAUAGGCUGUAUGUGGCCCCUAAACCAAAAUGAGUUUGACACCCCUGCUUUACACUGUACACAGUUGGAGCUACUUAUUUUUUCCCCUUCCAUGUACAUGCCAUGCAACUUCCAUGGGACCUCCAAUGUGUUCAUUCGUGGGUGAAUAGAGAUUACCCAAACCUCGCAAGGACCUUGCAUGGCGUGCAGGCAAGGAAACAUGGUACCAAAUUAGUGACUCCUAUUGUACUGUAUAACAUGUCAGCAAUGUGUGUUUCUAUUUCUGUUUAGACCCAAGUGAAAGUGUGGUGAUUUGGGUGUUUAUUCGUCCAUUCCUUUUUUGUAUUUAUUCUUGACAACGGCUGCGUUUUUUCUUUUCACAAUUGUUCUGUUGUUGAGAGGAGAGAAUCGAUGAUUGUGUCUUUUUUAGAAAAGGCAGAGCCACUCUCCGCUUUCAGGCGGGCGGUGUGGACUCCAUCCAGAUAGUGCUUGAGGGCCCAGACAAGCGAGCCUUUGAGAUAUCUGCCCGGGAGUCCACGUCUGCCAGCUUCAUCCACCUAAGUAAAGCCUUGACAGCCUGCCUGAGACACAUGCGCAUGCACACACGCACACACACACACACACAC